AUGGUCCAUAAUGAUGACCCGCAACCUCAACUGGUGGACGAAAGAACAUCUCUUCUGUCUUCGCAGAGUCUUGUUAGUGAUCAAGGUACCAUCAAGACACCACAACAAGAUUCGCAAGAAGUAUCAUCGCAUGGUGAUAUCUCUGUAGCUCGGUCUGUUCUUCCCACAAUUCCUUUUGGAAUCUUCAUUGCGCAGGCAGACUCCUCAAUCGUUCUGGCCAACAGCCAAGAGAUUGCGUCUGAGUUUCGAUUCCUUUCAGAUGCUUCUUGGCUUAUGAUAUCCUAUGUUCUAGCGCAGUGUUAUGGAAGAACAAGCAACAUAUCUGGCAGAAAGCCUGCUAUGAUAUUCUCCUAUGCUGCCUUGACACUAGGAUGUAUCAUUUGUGGAAUUGGCACUUCCUACUGGCACGUUCUUUUGGGGCGUGUCGUCAGUGGAAUAGGUGGUGCCGGCAUGGUUGAACUGGUAACCGUCAUCAUUGCCGAUCUCUUAACUCCUCGACAAGUCGCAACCUGUAGAAGUUAUGUCAACGUCGUGGCAACUCUCGGUAGAUCUUGUGGUGGGCCUCUUGGAGGAUGGCUUGUUGACACAGUAGUUGGAGAUGGUGAACAGAAACUUGAUCUGUGCUUCAUAGGACAAAGUCUGGUUGCGACACUGGCUGUCCUCCUAAUCAUCUGGAAGCUCCUAGUGAAUAUUGCUGGUCGUGCAGAUCUGGCAUGUUCGAGCAUCGCAAAUGGGCCCCGAAGAGUAGGCUUUGCUGAUUCGCUUUACUUCCAGCAGCCUUAG
This is a messenger RNA of Fusarium subglutinans, 783 nucleotides long. RefSeq names its product vacuolar membrane amino acid uptake transporter fnx2. Gene Ontology annotation, molecular function: basic amino acid transmembrane transporter activity. Gene Ontology annotation, biological process: basic amino acid transport; transmembrane transport. Bases 1 to 783 code for a protein of 260 amino acids. The transcript has 5 exons. The record is from RefSeq and is a predicted model, not a curated record. NCBI's taxonomy places the organism in Eukaryota, Fungi, Ascomycota, Sordariomycetes, Hypocreales, Nectriaceae. Gene Ontology annotation, cellular component: fungal-type vacuole membrane.